UGUACAUGUACAAAGUAAAAAUAAACUAUUGUUAAAAAAAAAUUGAAUAUUUCGACCAGACACUCAUGCGGACACAUAUGGCAAGGUUCUGACAGGUGACAGUUGUUUAACCUAAUUUUUUUCAAACAAGACGAUGAGCGACUCUUCGGACACUUCAUGGUCCCGUUUUGCCAAAUAUUACGACCCGAUAAAAAUUGGUUCCAUCGACGGCACCGACACGGAGCCCCACGACAAAGGCAUCGUCCGAGCCCUAAAUUCCGAAUACCACCCCAACCGCCACGUUAAAGGCCGUCCCGAGUGCACAAUUUUCGUCAGCCGUCUUAGUCUCAAAACCACAAAAGACACAAUUAAGGACAUUUUUUCCAAAUAUGGCCCUUUGCGCCGAUUUCGUUUAGUUAAAGACAUAGUCACAGGGAUGCCCAAAGGCUACGCUUUCAUCGAAUACGAAAAUGAGCUCGACGCUGAGGAAGCGUAUUGUAAAGCGAAUAAAAUGAAUAUUGAUGGAAACAUAAUUUUCGUAGAUUUUGAAUGUGAGAGGUUAUUAAAGGGGUGGCGACCGAGACGACUUGGAGGCGGCUUUGGUGGGAAAAAGGAGUCCGGACAGUUGCGGUUCGGUGGCCGUGAUCGACCCUUCAAAAAACCCAUCAGUUUGGAGAUAAAAGAGAGGCGGGAAAGGAGUAGGAGAGACAGGAGUGAAAGUAGACGUGAUCGUAAAUAAUGUUUUAUAUUGAAAAGUGUUUAAACAUACAUAUUUUAACAAAAAAAAAAUAAUAAUAAACUAAAAAACUCUU
Messenger RNA from Tribolium castaneum (red flour beetle), 791 nucleotides. Its product is annotated as U11/U12 small nuclear ribonucleoprotein 35 kDa protein. Gene Ontology annotation, cellular component: precatalytic spliceosome; U12-type spliceosomal complex. The transcript is spliced from 2 exons. The record is from RefSeq and is a predicted model, not a curated record. Bases 134 to 718 code for a protein of 194 amino acids. Gene Ontology annotation, molecular function: mRNA binding; snRNA binding. Gene Ontology annotation, biological process: mRNA splicing, via spliceosome. Lineage: Eukaryota; Metazoa; Arthropoda; Insecta; Coleoptera; Tenebrionidae.